CAACGGCGGACCGGCGGGAUAGGAUAUGGUGGCCGGCCGGCGGCGCACGCGGCGAGCCAACUCAAUUAGUACAGCGUCGAGCAAGAAGGCCGAAGGCGGGGCGAGAGGGAGAGAGAGGCCGGCGCGGCGGCCGGCGGUUGGGACGAAGGGGAGGAACCGCGGAAGCCGGCAGCAGCCAACGAAGAGGGCACAGGGCAGCGCAGCACGGGAGCCGGCAGCGGCGGUGGAGCAGCGUGCGUGGAGGGUGACGGAGCUAGGCUUGGCUCGCACAGGCUCGCUACUGGUUGAAACUUGGCGGCCGCCCUCGGAUUGGGCUCCCCUCCCCUCCCGCUCACUCGCCAGUCGCCACCGCUCGCUGCCCACGCGCAUGGCGUCCUCGCUCGUCUCGCGCCCGCACCUCACCCAGCGCCCGGUCCGCGCCGCCACGCUCGCCUCCGCUACCCGCCCCCGCCUCGUGGCCGGGGCCCUCGGCGGGCGCUGCCAGGCGCAGGCGGCGGGGGACUUGGACGACGCCCACUACAUGCGGCGGUGCGUGGAGCUGGCGCGCAAGGCGGCCGGCCACACCAGCCCCAACCCUAUGGUGGGCUGCGUCAUCGUCCGCGACGGCCGCGUCGUCGGAGAAGGAUUCCACCCCAAGGCCGGCCAACCUCAUGCCGAGGUAUUUGCACUAAGAGAUGCAGGUAAUCUAGCUGAAAAUGCGACGGCCUAUGUUAGCUUGGAGCCCUGCAACCACUACGGGAGAACCCCUCCGUGUACUGAAGCGCUCAUAAAUGCAAAAGUGAAGGAAGUUGUCGUGGGGAUGACUGACCCAAAUCCUAUCGUGGCAUCCAAAGGGAUUGAGAAGCUCCAAGGUGCUGGGAUAAGUGUGAGGGUGGGUGUGGAGGAAGCGUUAUGCCGCAAACUAAACGAGGCUUAUAUCCAUCGUAUGCUCACCGGGAAGGCUUUUGCAACUCUGAGAGCUACACUCUCAAUGAAUGGAAUCAUCACGAACCAGAUUGGGAAGGGAGCUGAUCAGUCAGGUGGGUACUACUCGCAGCUGAUGAAAGAAUACGACGGAGUCAUAAUUUCAAGCGACCUGGCCAAGAUGUCGGCCUUACCUUUGUCGCGUGAAGCCGGCACAAACCAACCUCUCUGUAUCAUCAUAGCACAGGGUGAAAGCUCCCGGCUACACAUCCCAUCUCUCAGCCAAGAGCAUGCAUCCAGGGCCAUAGUCCUUGCCGAUAGUCCGGUCACUGUGGAGCCAGCAGGAGUGGAAGUUGCAGUUUUUCGUCAGAUAGACCUGGAGUCUAUUCUCCAGCUUCUUGCGCAGCGAGGGCUCUGCAGCGUGCUGGUGGACUUCAGAGAGGCCGGCGAAAGCUUCGCGUCGCUUCUGAACGACUUCCAGGAGGACAAGCUGGUGCAGAAGGUCGUCGUUGAGGUCCUGCCCUUUUGGCUCGCGAGCGACGGGCUCAGCAACCUGGCAUUUGGUGGCAGCCAAUCGUUCCCGUUGAAGAACUUGGAGCUCAGGGAUGUGAAUGGGAGUGUGCUGCUGGAAGGCUAUGUGUAAUAGCCUCUCUUCUGUCGGAGAUUGGCAUUGUUUGUUUUCCCUCGUGUAAACAGAUAGCCCUGUAAUAUACUUGCAGAGCCGCCCACGAGCCAUGUGGGGUUUUGCUUUUUUAUAUAUAUAGUUGAAAAUCAAUGCCAUGCGUCCUUCAUUUUGCUGA
Molecule: messenger RNA, 1703 nt
Organism: Zea mays
Lineage: Eukaryota; Viridiplantae; Streptophyta; Magnoliopsida; Poales; Poaceae
Product: riboflavin biosynthesis protein ribD
Exons: 4
Coding region: 26-1546 (506 amino acids)
Biological process (GO): riboflavin biosynthetic process
Molecular function (GO): diaminohydroxyphosphoribosylaminopyrimidine deaminase activity; zinc ion binding
Source: RefSeq, a predicted model, not a curated record